Ostrea edulis (European flat oyster) is the source of this 1545-nucleotide messenger RNA. RefSeq lists its product as uncharacterized. Gene Ontology annotation, biological process: DNA integration. The record is from RefSeq and is a predicted model, not a curated record. Gene Ontology annotation, molecular function: nucleic acid binding. The transcript has 3 exons. The coding region runs from base 1 to 1545 and encodes 514 amino acids. Lineage: Eukaryota; Metazoa; Mollusca; Bivalvia; Ostreida; Ostreidae.
AUGUUUGAGGGUAUAUGUGGUGUCAUUGCCCUUGUUGAUGACAUACUUGUCUAUGGUCAAACCCGAGCAAAGCAUGAUCAAGCUCUUCAUAAGGUCUUGGCAAAAGCAAGACAAACAGUUCUCAAAUUCAACAAAGAUAAGCUGCAUGUAGCAGUUGACAAGGUCAAAUAUUUCGGUCACAUUCUUACCUCGAGUGGAAAUGAACCUGACCCGGAAAAAGUGGCUGCUAUUCGAGACAUGCCACCCCCUUCCAGCAAAGCCGAGCUCCAGACUGUUCUCGGAAUGAUGUCCUACUUAUCUAAGUUUGCCCCUAAUUUGUCCAACAUUACUAGCCUCAUGCGCACUAAGAUUCCACUGGCCGACACGCUGUUUCGCAAACAUUUGCCAAACAGUUACCCACAGUACUCAAAGGGCAUGGACUCUCAUGUUCAUAGCAUCAUUAGUAGGGUACUCAUCACAAGCCGUAGGUUAGAUGAUAUUCGCAUCGGAACUGCAAAUGACCUGGACCUACAAACCUUAAUCAAGACCAUUCUGAAUGGCGGGCCUACUGAAAGGAAGUCGUGUGACUCCUCUCUUAUAGAAUUUUGGAACUACAGAGAUGAAUUGUCCUACAUAGAUGGACUUGUGCUAAAAGGUCAUAAGAUCCUUAUCCCAAGAUCAUUCCGUAACCAAAUACUAGACAGCCUCAACAUAGGUCAUGCAGGCAUCGAGAAGACCCUCCGUAGAGCUCGUACUGCCAUAUUUUGGCCCGGUCUCCAUACUGAUGUACAAAAACUUGUAUCUAGUUGCCCGCAGUGUUUGUCUUAUAGAAAUUCAAACCCCAAAGAACCCCUUAACCCCCACCCUACACCUGACUACCCUUGGCAAGUAGUUGCCACAGACUUGUUCCAAUGGGACGAGAAGGAUUAUUUGAUUGUAGUAGAUUACUACGGCUGUUACUUUGAGGUGACCCACCUUAGUACAACCACUAGUAAAUCCAUUGUAAAGCAAAUUAAGUCAAUCUUCUCAAAAUUUGGCAUACUCGAAAAAGUAGAGUCUGACAACGGGCCCCAAUACAGCUCCUCGGAAUUCACCAACUUUGCUUCAGAUCAUGGGUUUAACCAUGAUACUUCCAGUCCAAGAUACCCUCAAUCAAAUGGACUAGCCGAAAGAACUGUCCAAACUAUCAAAAGAAUAUUUCAGAAGUCUAAGGGUGAAAAUAUUCGAUUUCAGCAGGAGUCCAAGUUAUGGAAACCUGGCCACAUAAUAAGUCGCCUGAGUGACCGUAGCUAUCUUGUAAAAGCCCAAACUGGUACUAGUUUCAGGCGCAAUAGACGUCACAUUAUUAAAUCGAAUGAGAAAUCCCAAAACCUGUCUGAACCCGAGUUAAUCCUUAAUGCUGAGGACUCCAUGCCAUUACCCACUCCUGCACCCCACACCCCACCUAUGGAUAAUGCACGACUCCCAGAGAAAUCCAUGGCAGUCAACUCCGAUAACACAGCUCCUUUGCCAUAUGUCACUAGAAGUGGUAGAAUCAACAAACCAAAACAAAUUGUUGAUGUGUAA